AGCAAGUAGGUGUGUUUCUAGUUCCCUUCGCGAACGAUAUGUUUGGCGAAGGUAAGGCUCAGCCUUGGAUUUUAGUGCUUUUUGAUUCAUAAGUAGAAAGAUAGUUACGCGUUCCUAGCAUUCCCCGCCCGUUGUAGUUUCGGAACCAUUUUUCACCCUUGUUGCUUCCGACCGCAUUUUUUCCAUAGUAGAACCACAAAAGAGUAUCAAAAUGAAACCACUCGCUCCAGCCCUCUUCUCGCCUCUCGUUUUGCUCCUCACCACCAGCAUUUUUGCUCCUCCUUCCCUAGCCCUGGACCCGCCCCCCGCAGCAGAUCCGGCGGCGGAGCAAGUUUACAAAUGGCUGAAAGAGGACCCAAAAUGCGACCACGACGACCCAAUGUGGAAGGAAUUGCGGCACAUGCUCACUUUGCCGGACGAUUACAUCCAGGCAAACAUGUAUUGCGGGAAAAAAGUUUCUCAGUCUCGAGCCUGCACAGAAUUUGAAUUAAUAUAUGAGACACCAAAGUCGGGCAGCAUGACAGGCGAAACCUGUCAUGCGUCAGACACAGAAAAACACACAUGAAGGACGCCUCCCUUGCAUGUCGAGCACGACAAGAAACUGUCUCAAAGAAUGUCCGCAUUACAAGUUGAGAUCACUGAGACCGUUUUUGCCUGCGAUAACAUGUACAAAGAGGCGGAAGAGCGCCUCGGCCCGGCGUUCACCGCGCAUUCGGACUGGAAGCGCAUGUACGGGGCGGAAAUGCUGGACCAGUCUAGGUAGGCAGUGCAAAAAGCGUCGCACAAGUACGAAUUGCGUUACAGAGUUCGCCAACAAUCUUGAAAAUAAAUCAACGCAGCUUGUCAUGCUGGGUCAGGUACCAAUAUGAGACUGACUGGGAAAAAAUGCAGUGCUGUUGUAAUUCUACUGCAAUUAGUACCAGUGCGAUAUGCUUAUUUCGCAUGGGAUAUCAGGGGUUAUUUUUCCAAGUUUGUCCAAUUCACGCUGGAGCCGCAGCCGGGCACCGGCGAAUACGUGGCCGGCGUGUCGGGUUCCCAAAUAUCGCGAUGCUACCUCGGCGUGGUCACGUUUUUUUACUACCUAGCCCGGUACAAGUGGUUCGCGCUGCUCGAUUUGGAGGCCGGGUUUCAAGUCUAUCGCAUUUUGGAGUCCCUGGUGAGACAGAUGCCCGCGGGGACGAUAAGUCGGUACUAAGGGUUUUGCGAUGCUUGCUAUUCAUCGUAUCAAGUGCCUCCGUUGGUUACCGACGUGGUAGAAGUGCAGGAAUUAUUUGCACAAUCUGGUGUAAGAAUCAAACCCUCGAACAAAUUGUGUCACUAAAUUGUAAAAAUCAAACCCUCGAACAAAGUGUGUCACUAAAUUUUUUUUUUCACGGUGGUAUGCUGCAUUUUUGAUAUCGAAAUUUUUCAACUUGUACAGCAUCCACGCUUGAGCGCAUAUUUUGUCACAAAAAACUAGUAUUUUUUCAUAUCACCGACCGCAAAGUGAAGAAAAGUUGAAUCACGACCUGUUUCUACUUUUGAAAGUAAGUAGCAAUCUUUUUUUCAAUCGCACCUCGCAGAAACUUAUAGGGUGUGACACGCGGCGAUCUGGUUUCUUUACAAAAACCAAGUGCUGCAAGUUGAUAAGACACAAACUUUUUUCUUCUGACUCGACUUAUCCAGCACCUACCCAGUCCCAUUCAAAAUACAGCUUCAACAACCUUUCGGAGAAAGACGCCGCACUAACCGAACUCUCUCCCAUUCCGGCGGAUGAGGACACGUACCACUGGCCGAUUACGGGGCAGAUGAUAGCGCGACAGGAGCAGCUGUUCGUCUCCGAGCUUGGAAAGGAUAUCCACAAAAAAGGAUGACCCACCGCCAUGCAUCAAUUUGUCAUGCAAAAGAAUAUGCAUCAAAUGCACGCAGUGUUUGUCAUGCAAAAUAACAUGGAUGGAAAUGGGUCACGUUUUUUCAUCUGGAUAAAGGAGAGGACAAUUCUUGACGAGGGCACUGGCACACGCGUUCCCAUCGGGAAUGCGUACAACGUGUGGCCGACGGACUCUCUAAACCCUAACACCCCAACCCCCGAUUUCGCGAACACUUGGGAGGUUUCCGCAGCGGAUGGAUCGAGUGGAAGCCAGAACAUCACGCUGCCCACACUGCAGUCUAGCUUCAAGGUUUUUGUGUACGACACAACCCCGAGCAGCAAUGCUUUCAUGCGAUCCGGCGGCUCGUAUUGUAGGCAAUUGGAGCAUAUGCAGUGCAAAAGAACAAGAAGCGUGCCAAGCCGUGCAAGUUGCAGUUUGACAUGACAGAUCUGUUUUCUUACCCUUGCCUUACUCGUACUUUAGUUAUUGCGCUCCUCUGCAUCACAUCAAACCGGUAGUAACGUUGAUCCGAAGUCGAUGCUUUUGCACUGCAUAGACCAGACCGGCGCGGAGGUCGAUCUGCACCACUGGUUUCUCGCCUGUCCGAACUGCCGAACGGAGGACCCCAAUGAAGCGGACUUCUUCUUUAUGGAAGUGCACAAGUCCCCCUCCCGCCCAUUUGUGUGUUGGCAUCAACAGCAUCACAAACACCAGUACAGGUGGACCCUGUGGAUGACAAGUUCAUGCGCCGAUUCUAGUACUGUUUCGAUUUCAUCAGUAAUUUGUCAUGCACACGGCGCCACAAGGAAGGUAGCAACUGGAUUUGGGCUUUUGCAUGACAAAUGAAGGGGAGGGGGAGUUGUGGGCUGUCAUAUUCUUCGUGCCGCAGUAUUCCGCCUGCGAGUGGGAAGUUUUACGAGCAGACAAGGAGCAUGAAGUAUCGGAGGCGAAAUUUGUCGAGGACUUCAAACAAUUUGUGGAAGAUAAGGAGUUACUACCUUACUUCAAAAGAUCCAACGGCCGUGACCACGUGUUUGCGCUGACGGGGAAGUUAGCUUCCGGCUUUCCGCUGGAAAGGAUCGCGAAGGAGGUUGUCAGCGAGUCCAUAUUGCUUUUCACGGAAGGCGGGAGCCACUUCUCCUUUUCAAAAGACAUCAUGAUUCCGGGCCGAGAAAGCUUGGGGCUGUUAGUGGAGCAGUUCGCGGUAACAUAAGUGGUUGUGUUUCACUUUCAUCUUGUGAAAAAAUAAAGUAGUACUUUAUUUUUUCACAAAGCAAGUGUAAAAAUUUGCUCUAGUACGUUGCACUUGCAGGAUGUAAGUACUUCGUUUUUGCACUAGUACCUACUCUUCAUGUAAUGACACAUCAGCUCUCCCGCGCUCCCGCAGACGUUCCCAUUCCAAGCGCUAUGCUCCGUCUGGACCAGGACGACGCGCUCCGGUUCACCUGGACCGGGCGCCCCUUCGUUGGGGCCUCUUUUGCAGGUGCGGCUGGCGGCAGAGCAUAUCCUGUGCAAAAGUAAUAUCGUACUCGUAGUAAUCGCAGUUAUGCAUUACAAAUCUAGUUGGUUAGGUAAAUCCGCAUUACAGAUUUAAUUUGUAAUGCUGAGUCAAUUUGUAUUGCGAUUUGUACUAGUACUUACGAUACAUUUACAGUGCAUAGAGCAGAUUCUUCGGCAAUAACGGAGUUCGGCCAGACGGGCCUACUAGAGUGGAUGACGACUUGGGAAAAAGCAGGAAAACCGACGGAGGGAAGGGAAUCGUUCGGCGACAUGAAAAUUCCCGAGGCGAGACCGGUAUGAGUAAUUGCAGUUGGAACUUCUCCUGCUUCAACAUCUGUCUCAUCUUGCGUAUUCUAUUGCUCCACCACUUGAGGUGUCGUGACAGACACAGAGUCAGCAUUUUUGUACACAGAUUUCUUGCAUCACAAAGUCAACUCUACUAGCCUCAUCUUCUAGAAGAGCUCCCACAUACUAUAGAAAUAUCAAACAAGACCCACUGAACUAUGCAAAAAGACAUCUACCACUACCACAUCAGAGCGACAAAGCGGAGCUUCUUCUAGAGACCCGAAAAUCCCAGUUCUGCUACUUGACCAAUCCUCCGGUCGACGUGUCCAGGUCCCUCUUCGCGGGCUGUAUUCCAAUCUUCAUCAAAAACAGUUUUGAGAUCCCGUAUCAGCAAUUCUUGGCAAGCAAGGUGAACCAACUCCCGCUGUUUUCCCAGAUGAACGUCGAUGGGAAAACCGCACAGCAGAAAGUCGCACCCGUCACGGAGUCCAUCAAUUGGUUCGUAAAAUGGCCGGAAGGAAAGGUCACGCGCGAUCUGGCGACAUAUUCUAGGCAGUUUACGCAGAAGCAGGCGGAGAACAUGUUGAAGAACUUAGAGAAAGUCAGAUGCUGGUACAAAGAAUUGCUUGCAGCUACUUGAUGUUGUGCUAUCUUGCAUCACAAAUCAAAAAAUCUUUUUCUUUUCAUUUUUCCUAAAUCCAAAUUAUGAAUGAUUCAGGUACGUCUACCCGCCAUCAAUUCUGUCCACGGAUUUUAUGCCGGCUCGGCUAAAAAAGAUGUGCCCGAAUUGGCGAACCGAAAACGCGUUGAUGGGCAUGCACGCGGUUUUGGCGGAAAAGAAGUCGUCCGUGAACAAGCUAGCUCCGAAUGCGUUUCCUUUAACAAAUCCGCGAUCUGGGACGGUCAAUUUGGUCGACCAUAUUGCAAGAAAAAACUGUUUCACUGUGAACUUGUGAUGCAGGAAAUGAAACACAACGCUGUCUGUCUUGCUACACAUGCAAGACGUAGGAUUUUCAAGCGUGUUUUGACUUGGGAAGCGCGCAUGGCAAAGUUUCGUUGUCACGUGUAGCAAACUUGUGAUGCAGAUCUUGCAAAAUCAUCACAGUGAAACACUUUUUUCUCACGAUAGGCCAGGGGUUCAAUUUAAUCCAGCGGUAUUACACGAUGAAGCAAUAGUUGGUGGAAUGGGAAUGUUAACAUUAAGAUUAACUUCGAUGAAUGUACUUCGCAUUUUUAUCUGCAGACAGCGGAAGCAUAGAGUUAGAAACUGGAGAAAUGAACGCGCGCAAACGGUAGAAAGGAAGAAGCCCAAGCCGUGGUGGUUGCGAGUAACUUUUUGAAACGAAAUGGUAAAAACCAAAUCGCACACGGCCUGAUGUUUCACGAAUAAAUGUCCCUGAUGAAUUUACUAUAGCUUUAUUUGCUGAUGACACGGAACAAGAAGGAGCAAAGUGAACGAUUAGAAACCACGAGACUAGUUUCGACUUCUUGUGUAGUUGCUAAGUGAGUAGCUACAACUGCAU
Molecule: messenger RNA, 5158 nt
Organism: Amoebophrya sp. A120
Lineage: Eukaryota; Dinophyceae; Syndiniales; Amoebophryaceae
Source: the annotation of a GenBank genome assembly